This is a messenger RNA of Oncorhynchus mykiss (rainbow trout), 2901 nucleotides long. RefSeq lists its product as uncharacterized. Lineage: Eukaryota; Metazoa; Chordata; Actinopteri; Salmoniformes; Salmonidae. The record is from RefSeq and is a predicted model, not a curated record. Gene Ontology annotation, biological process: regulation of transcription by RNA polymerase II. Gene Ontology annotation, molecular function: RNA polymerase II cis-regulatory region sequence-specific DNA binding; DNA-binding transcription factor activity.
UUGAUAGUUAGCUAGCGGGGUUAUUUUGCAAGUGUGUGAAAAUGUGUCCGAUAUCAUUUGAUACGGUUUAAAGUAGAUUUUGAUAUUGCCAAACACGGACUAUAAACGUGGAACCAACCACAAUUCCAUAUCGUUUUGUUAUCGGGUCUAGUAAAGUAAGUUAGCUGGUUAGCUAAAGCCUAGCUUACUGAUUUAGCUAGUUUUCAAAUAGUUCUGUAUAGAAAGCAUUCAGCUAUCUAGCUAAUGUGAACUCGUGGUGAACGGUCAGUGGAAUGAAAACGGUGAUGUCAGAAUGAUCUGCUAUAAUUCCGUGCUCUAACUACAUAAUUCCUAGGAAGCUAUAGAAGAAUUCAUGAUGGAUGAGGAUUCUGCCGACCCAUCCAACCCCCCUCUCUCCUGCUCCACUGAACCCAACCCUCCGGAGUCACUGGUUCCUGACUCUAAGCAUAGAGACAUCGACACCUGCAGUGAAAUACCCAGAUUUAACAUUGUAGUCAAGGAGGAGGAGGAAGACUGGGAUGUGGAUAAUACUGGAGAGAAUCCUAACUCCAGCUCUAGUGAAGAGGCAUCAGCAGAACAACACCAGGAGAAUCCUAACUCCAGCUCUAGUGAAGAGGCAUCAGCAGAACAACACCAGGAGAAUCCUACGGCUAAGAAGCCAUGGCGAUGCCCCCAAUGUGAAAUAGAAAUCGCUCACCCUUCCAAUAUCAACAGACACCUAAGAACACACACAAAACCUGCUAAGGAGUCUUCCGUCUGUCCAGUAUGUGGAAAAGACUUUGUUCACCCCUCCAAACUGAAGAGACACUGCCGAACACAUACAGGAGAGAAGCCUUACCAGUGCUCUGUGUGCGGGAAGCGAUUCACACUGAAGCCCCACCUGGAAAGACAUCAGAUGACCCACCCUGGAGAGAAACAGCCAGACGUGACAAAGAAGCACCCGUGCUCCAAUUGUGGAAAGGAAUGUUUCUCUGCAUAUGAACUGAAGAUGCACAUGAGAAAGCACACAGGGGAGAGACCUCACCAGUGCUCCUACUGCGAGAUGAGCUUUGGCUGUAAGGGAACUCUAUCGAGACACGUACGACGCCAUACAGGAGCACCCACACCAAAACCUUACCAAUGCUCACAGUGUGGGAAGAGAUACGAGUCACCGUCGAGGCUCAGGCAGCAUCAGACUGUGCACACUGGAGAGAAACCUUACGAGUGCUCUGAUUGCGGGAGGGGUUUUGCUUCGACCGAAGGUCUUCGCAAACAUCAAUGCAGUCAUGCCAGUAACCAUAGCAACCAGUGUACACUGGGAAUUCGAGAUACGGCAUCAUCGGGCAGUCAAACUAUGAAUAUCAAGAUCGAAGACGAGGAACAGGAGCUGGCAAUUAAUGUCAAAGAGGAGGAGGAGGAAAUUGUUGUUUUUGUCAAUGCUGAUAAAGAAACCUUACCAGUGUACCACCUGUAAUCAGAGCUUUGUUCACCCUAGCUCUCUAGCAAGACACAAACAAUCCCACACUAGUGUCACGCAUUACAGCUGUUCAGAAUGUGGGAAGGAAUUCAGCCAAUCGUGGACUUUCAAGAUACACAUGCAACAGCACACCGGAGAGAAACCACACCACAGCUCUCCGUGUAAUAAGAGUUUCUCAGCUUUUGCACUUCUCAGAAGACACCAGAUAGUUCACACUAGGGUGAAACCUUACCCCUGCUCUCUCUGUAGGAAUACGUAGCCCUAUGCUAACACGACCAGCUGACAGCAUGAGAAAACGUAGCCCUAUGCUAACACGACCAGCUGACAGCAUGAGAAAACGUAGUCCUAUGCUAACACAACCAGCUGACAGCAUGAGAAAACGUAGCCCUAUGCUAACACGACCAGCUGAUAGCAUGAGAAAACGUAGCCCUAUGCUAACACGACCAGCUGAUAGCAUGAGAAAACGUAGCCCUGUGCUAACACAACCAGCUGAUAGCAUGAGAAAACAUAGCCCUGUGCUAACACAAACAGCUGAUAGCAUGAGAAAACGUAGCCCUGUGCUAACACGACCAGCUGACAGCAUGAGAAAAGUAGCCCUAUGCUAACACGACCAGCUGACAGCAUGAGAAAACGUAGCCCUAUGCUAACACACUGGAUAGAAACAUUAUGCCUGCCCCGACUGUGACAAGAGCUUUGCUUUCGCUUCAGCCUUUAAAAGACACCAUAAGUUACACACAGGAGAGAAACCCCACUCCUGCUCUGUGUGUGGGAAGAGUUUUACUCAAUCAUCCACCUUGAAGGAUCACUUCAGGACGCAUUCAGGAGAGAAACCCUGCUCUGUCUGCCGUGUUUUAGUUAUCCAAGAUCCUUUAAGCUCCAAUGCCUGAAACACUCCAAUGCCUGAAACUCGAGACGCCGGAUGAGGGGCCUACAGUACCUCGUGGACUGGGAGGGGUACGGUCCGGAGGAGAGGUGCUGGUUACCGGUGAAGGACAUUUUGGACUCUUCACUUCUGAGGGACUUCAACCGCCUCCACCCAGAUCGCCCGGCACCUCGCCCGCCCCGGGUCGCCCUCGGGGCCGGUGGCGGCACGCUGCGGGAGCCGCGCGUCGGGGGGGGGGGGGUUCUGUCACGACUCCCGCCGCAGUUGGCUCCCCUGCCUGUUCGGGCGGGGCUCGGCGGUCGUCGUCACCGGCCUACUAGCCCCCACCGAUCCCUUUUUCCUGUUCUGUUAGUUUAGUCUUAUUAGUUGCACCUGUUCCUAUUUACGUUUUCUUGAUUUUCUAGCCUAUUUUAGCAUGUUAGGCUCUAGUUUGUGGGGGAUUAUUUUGUGUUCACGUUUAGUGUUGGCUGUGGUUUUGUGCUCCGGACCGUGUUUUGGGUUGGUCAGUGUUUUCCGCCCUGUGUUCUGGGUUGGUCAGUGUUUUCAGCCCUGUGUUUUGGGU